Molecule: messenger RNA, 1058 nt
Organism: Ilyonectria robusta
Lineage: Eukaryota; Fungi; Ascomycota; Sordariomycetes; Hypocreales; Nectriaceae
Exons: 2
Coding region: 360-947 (195 amino acids)
Source: RefSeq, a predicted model, not a curated record
CUGCCCCUGUAAGUUAACCCACGGCGAGAAGCGACCAAAUGGGACGUCAACCCGAAGUCGCAUUCCACAAGCCCUGUCCAAAGUACACAGCCUAGAGCUAAACGAAUAACCAUGCCUAUAUCAGUUGUUCAGCCCUGGGCGCCAGCCAUUGAUGCAGGUAAGCGGCGUAUACUUGAUCCAGGGCUUUCCUCGCUCGCGGGUCACGUAACGGAGUUAAGCCAAGCCAACUGGGCAGGUGGUUAUCUGGCGAGGCAGAGGAGGGGAAGAAUGUGCCUUUUAGAACGAGCAUAUGCGCUCUUCCACAAUUCGACGACCUUGUCGUGGGCCAUUCGGUUUGUGCAUGAGCGCAUUCUCGCACCAUGUACUGUGAGCUUGUCGUUGCAAUAGCCUACUUGGUUGCGCUCGCCGCCUCGACAUCGACGCUUGGCCUCACGACUGGCCGUCUCGCGCGCGGCGACACUGCCAAACUCCGCUGGGCCGGCGUGUCGGAGGAACAUUACCCGCUCAGUCUGCAGGCCCGGUUCUUCAACGAAACCGGCGACGGCGUCUUCUCCAUCCGGAGCACCAUCGCGAAUGGCUUGACGCGGGAUCGGUUCGACUGGAAGGACGUGCCGGCGCCGCUAGACCACGUCCCUAAUGCACGGUACGAACUGAUACUCGUGCCAGAGGGAGAGAGCGGGCCGCGAGUAGGAUACGAGGGUUUGUUUCGGGUCGUUGAAGAAGGAGACGGCUCCGAUGAGACGGAUGGCGGUUCACCCGGAGGAGACUCGCCGGGAGGGGACUCUGGGUCGGACUCAGAACACGAUGGCGACGACAAGCACAACAUCGCCAUUGGAACGGGUGUGGGCUUGGGAUUGGGCCUGCCGCUUGUAAUAGGGGCAGCGUGGUGGUUCAGAAGGAGGAGAAAGGGCAGGAUGGGAAGAAGGAAGAAAGGGGCAGAAGAAUGAUUUGAAUAUGUCACUGCAAGACGACUACUUCACCAAACAGAAAGCUAACAUGAAAGGCAUGAACCGACUACGAUAUCAAACAAGUCUUAUGUCAAACCACGACAUCACCAU